CGCUUCACUGCUCAAUCCAUAACUCUUAUAAUCCAAAUUCCAGAACUCAGAAUUCUUCAGAGAUUUCUAUAGAGAGAAUGAGGAAAGCAGUGAGAAAUUUCUCUCUCCUCUUCUCCAUCCUAAUCUUUUCUCUCUCACCAUUAACAGCCCAACAACAACAACAAAAGCUCUCUUACUUCUCCAUCUCCAACUCCCCAUGGUCACCAGCCAUGAAUCAGACCCUGGUAUCAAGUAACUCAACCUUUGCUGCGGGAUUUCGACCAUUAACCACCUCUCCCUAUCUCUAUAUCUUUGCUGUUUGGUUCCUAUAUGGGAUUGAUAAAACCGUUAUCUGGUCACUUAAUGGCACUACUAGUUCGCCAGUAGACCAAUCUUCCUCUCUUGUCAUCACCCCUGCCGGCAUUCUCCAACUCAACGAUUCAACCGGACAUAAUCUGUGGCAACCGACCGCUUUCGGAGAUCCUAAACAGACUAAAUUAGUCCUCGGUGAAGAUGGUAACUUGGUGUUUGGUAAUUGGAGCAGCUUCAACUAUCCAACUGAUACAAUUCUACCGAACCAGACCAUCGAUGGGAUGAUACUAGUCUCAAAGAAUGGAAAGUACAUGUUCAGGAACAAUCAAGAUCUAGUUUUCAAUUCAUCUAAUGUUUACAUGACACUUAGCCCUGCAAUUGGCAUCAUGCACUCUCUUGGAACUAUCACGAUGAAAAAUAGUGAUCAUUCAUAUGUUAUGGCCGACCUUGGAGAUCUUCGAUUGCGCCGAUUGACUCUUGAUAACGACGGGAACCUGAGAGCUUAUAGUCUCCGUCCUGUUUCAGGGACAUGGAUGAUUGUUUGGCAAGCAAUACAAGAACUUUGUACCAUUCAUGGCACCUGUGGUCCAAAUUAUGUAUGCAUGAGCAAUGGCUCCAAUUCCACUUUCUGUGUUUGCCCACCAGGAUUUGAAGUGCAAACAGGGGUUGUUGGCGAGCAAAUCUGUGAAAGGAGAAUUCCGAUUACACCGAAGGACAGCAAAUUUCUCCGGCUGGAUUUUGUUAGCUUCAUUGGUGGCCAGUACCUGCAAGCUCCCAAUUUCACUUCCUGCGAGGAUGGAUGUGUAGCCAAUUCUAGCUGUAUUGCUUAUGCAGUCCAAUUCAAUGGAAAUCACUACUGUAUCCACCAUCAACGCCUCCACUAUGGCUACUGGUCUCCAUAUCCACAGGUCACAACCUUUCUUCGCAUCUCCAAUUCUGAAACAAAUAUAUCUAACAACUUCACAGGCAUGACAACCAAGGUUGACACAAUCUGCCCUACUCUUAUUAGCCUUCCUGUACCACCUAACCGGUCUCAAACCACAACUAGGAACAUUAUAAUCCUCUCCUCAGUCUUCUCUAUCGAGUUCAUUGUUUGUUUCCUCUCUUUCUGGGCUUUCCUUAAUAAAUACCGCAAAUACCAAGACAUGGCAUGGUCAUUAGGCCUUGAACUCCUACCUGCAGGAGGACCCAAAAGAUUCAGCUACGCCGAGCUGAAAACCGCCACAAAUAACUUCUCCACCAUUAUUGGGCAAGGUGGAUUUGGGAUUGUAUAUAAAGGUGAGCUACCCGAUCACCGCAGUAUUGCCGUGAAGCGCCUUAAAAAAGUAACCGGUGCAGAGACAGAAUUUUGGGGUGAGAUCACAAUCAUUGCCCGAAUGCACCACCUCAACUUAGUUCGAGUCUGGGGUUUCUGUGUUGAGAAGGAUCAUAAAAUGUUGGUCUAUGAGUAUAUCCCAAAUGGGUCUCUUGCCAAAUACCUCUUCCCUGCCCAUUCCCCUGCAAUUCCAGAAUCAGGUCAGGGAAGGAGCAGCAGAGAUUUGCCUAGUAAUAGCAACACCACCACCAAUAGUGAUAGUUUUAGCAGCAGUAAUUGUAUAGAGAAUAUCCCAUUGAAGCCAUUACUGGAUCGUACAGAGAAAACCCAAUUGAGGCCAUUACUGGAUUGGGAUGUAAGAUACAGGAUCGCCCUUGGUAUUGCAAGGGCGAUUGCAUAUCUUCAUGAGGAAUGUCUUGAGUGGGUUCUCCAUUGUGACAUUAAACCAGAGAACAUUCUCCUCGGAGAUGACUUUUGUCCGAAGGUAUCAGACUUUGGGCUAUCGAAGCUGACAAAGAAGGAAGAAAUGGUCGCCAUGUCACGAAUCCACGGCACACGGGGAUACUUGGCACCGGAGUGGGUAACAAGGGAACAGCCAAUCACUGCAAAAGCCGAUGUGUAUAGCUUUGGAAUGGUUUUAUUAGAGAUUGUGAGUGGUAGCAGGAACUUUCAGUCCCGUGAAUCAUUAAGUGAGGACUGGUAUUUUCCAAGAUGGGCAUAUGAGAAGGUGUAUGAGGAGAAGAUGGUGGAAGAUCUUUUAGAUAAAACGAUCAUCCAUUGUUAUGACAUUAAGGUUCACAUCGAGUUUGUGGAUCGAAUGGUGAAGACUGCAAUAUGGUGCCUACAAGAACGGCCUGAUCUGAGGCCAUCAAUGGGGAAAGUAGCUAAGAUGCUUGAAGGAACAGUGGAGAUCACAGAACCUCCAAAGCCAACCAUUUUCUACUUGGAGAUGGGAGAUAAAACUCUGUUUCUUUUGUAA
Macadamia integrifolia is the source of this 2585-nucleotide messenger RNA. RefSeq names its product G-type lectin S-receptor-like serine/threonine-protein kinase At1g34300. Gene Ontology annotation, biological process: recognition of pollen; protein phosphorylation. The record is from RefSeq and is a predicted model, not a curated record. The transcript has a single exon. Bases 78 to 2585 code for a protein of 835 amino acids. NCBI's taxonomy places the organism in Eukaryota, Viridiplantae, Streptophyta, Magnoliopsida, Proteales, Proteaceae. Gene Ontology annotation, molecular function: ATP binding; protein serine/threonine kinase activity.